CAACACAAGCCACAUACCAGCUCCUCAUCAACAUGACUCUGGUGUGCGUCCUCAUGUGGACUGUCCUCUGCUGCUGCUUCACAGAGUCCAGAGGAGAGGUGACAGUGAGUCAGGCUGGAGCAGUGAGGGCCGCCCUGGGGGACACGGUCACUAUACGCUGUACCACCAGUGUAAAUGUGUACUAUCACAGUAGCUAUGGGCACUACUUAUGGUGGUACCAACAGAGAGAUGGAGAGCCUCCUAAAGCUCUUAUAUAUUAUACGUCUAACCGAGCUUCAGAUGUCCCCAGUCGUUUUUCAGGCAGUGGAUCUGGGUCUGAUUUCACUCUGACCAUCAGUGGAGUUCAGCCUGAAGACUUUGCUGUGUAUCACUGUAAGGGUGUAUUUGAUGCUAACAAGUUCUUGCCGAGGCUGUUUGGGAUCAGCUCGGUCAGGGAAGUAUUCCAGUGCUCCAUGGAGCAAAUGUUUGCUGGAUACACCUUCUCCAUCACUGUGGCUGAUACACUCAUUGGAGACAAGGACUUUGAGGAACAUGAUGCAAACAUGAGAAAGGUCAGCAGAGCCAGAGGAUUGUCCCCCAGUGUCCUCCUGUGUCCUCCACUGUCCUCCAGUGUCCCCCAGUGUCCUCCUGUGUCCUCCACUGUCCUCCAGUGUCCCCCAGUGUCCUCCUGUGUCCUUCAGUGUCCUCCAGUGUCCUCCUGUGUCCUCCUGUGUCCUCCAGGACUCCCCUGA
Messenger RNA from Periophthalmus magnuspinnatus, 731 nucleotides. RefSeq lists its product as uncharacterized. The record is from RefSeq and is a predicted model, not a curated record. Gene Ontology annotation, biological process: immune response; immunoglobulin production. NCBI's taxonomy places the organism in Eukaryota, Metazoa, Chordata, Actinopteri, Gobiiformes, Gobiidae. The coding region runs from base 33 to 731 and encodes 232 amino acids. The transcript has 5 exons.